CAAUAAAACGAUGCAAAGCCCAAGAAAAUAAGCUAAAGAAAGCCCAACCCAAAUAAACCCUAAAACUGAAAAAACCCUAAUCUUCAUUUUGCAUAUAUAAGCAAACGCAAGAGCACAAGAGCAGUGUUAACGAAGAACGAAACCAUGUCGAAGAGAGGUCGUGGUGGUUCCGCCGGGAACAAGUUCCGUAUGUCACUGGGUCUACCAGUGGCGGCGACGGUGAACUGUGCUGAUAACACCGGAGCAAAGAAUCUGUACAUCAUCUCCGUGAAGGGAAUCAAGGGUAGGUUGAAUCGUCUUCCUUCAGCUUGUGCUGGUGACAUGGUGAUGGCUACUGUGAAGAAGGGAAAGCCUGAUCUCAGGAAGAAGGUUUUGCCAGCUGUCAUCGUUCGUCAGCGUAAGCCAUGGCGCCGAAAGGACGGUGUCUUCAUGUACUUUGAAGAUAAUGCUGGUGUUAUUGUGAAUCCUAAGGGAGAAAUGAAAGGUUCUGCUAUCACCGGUCCAAUUGCUAAGGAAUGUGCUGAUCUUUGGCCUAGGAUUGCAAGUGCUGCCAAUGCCAUUGUAUGAGCGUGGAUUCUGUUUCAAGAUUGCAAGUAGUGCCGAUGCCAUUGUGUGACAAUUUUAAUACAAGAGAUACUUAUCUUUAUGUUUUUAGGUUUUGCAAGAGAUUUUGUUUAUGCCUAAACUUUGUCACCAUUUUGUCUUUCCUUGAUUUAUGUUUAAGUAUCUUUUGGAUAUAUGAUAUUUGGUUGGAUUUAGAAUAUGAUUAACUUGGAUAACUACGUGUUUCUCUCA
Messenger RNA from Medicago truncatula (barrel medic), 795 nucleotides. RefSeq names its product 60S ribosomal protein L23. Gene Ontology annotation, molecular function: large ribosomal subunit rRNA binding; structural constituent of ribosome. Bases 145 to 567 code for a protein of 140 amino acids. Gene Ontology annotation, cellular component: ribosome; cytosolic large ribosomal subunit. The transcript has 4 exons. The record is from RefSeq and is a predicted model, not a curated record. Gene Ontology annotation, biological process: translation. Lineage: Eukaryota; Viridiplantae; Streptophyta; Magnoliopsida; Fabales; Fabaceae.